GGGCAAGGGUUUACGAACCAACAGAUUAAGAGAUUUGUGUAUACACAUAGAGUAAGGACCUCUCUAUGGUAACACAGAAGCUUUUUUUGAAAUGCAGCAAAUUUAGACUUGCCUCAUUAGUUUGAUGUGAUUGCACAGUGGAACUAAAUAUUCAGUUUCCUUUUGCGGAAAAACAACAGUUUCAAACAUGUCAAGAGUUCGCGAUAGGAGGGCUAUUGCCCGCUCUCCUUCGACUCUGAAUCUUGGCACGGGAGCAAUACAGACAUCUCAAGCCUCAGGUUUUUGUUAUAAUCGGGAAGUUAUCUACCCCGUCCUCCCGAUCACCUUGGACGAGGUCUACGAUCGUGCUGCCAAAUACACCAACAAGCUGCUUGCCAGACCCGUCUUCUACCCCGACAACGAGGAACUGGAAGACAUCUUGCCCAUAGCACCGUUGAUAAACGUAGCGGCCAACGCUCGAGCGAGACGAGCCCAGAACGCUGCCGACAAACGCGCCUCUAUACCGGUCAACGCAGCCUCACCGAACCCCGGUGGUGGACCGGCCUCCUCGUACGAGGACAGCAGGAGAGGUGUAAGUUAUGAUAGGAGGAGGGGUUCGGCAGCCCCGGGGGCCUACGAGGGGUCUGGGGCAGGAGGAGGCAGCCGAAGGUUGGGAGGAAUUCUUGGCGGUUCCGAUGAUCACAGGAGGGGGUCUGGUGGGUUUGACCAUGGAGGAAGGAAAAGUGGUUUUAGCGUAGCUUCAAACCUUCCACCAGCGAUUGCCGAAGACGAAGCCGCGUCCAUUGCAGCCAGUGUGAUUGGAUCUCAAGAAGGCAGGAAACAAAAGCUCGUUAUUUGGCCGGAAUGGAACGACGCCGAUGUCAACGCAGAAAAAUGGGAUGCCCCGCACAAAGCGAAGGAGAAAGAGAAAGGAAAAAGUCCAAGCAGUAUGCAACAUUUCUUUGAUGACCCUGAGGGUCGUAUCGAGAUGCCGCCGUCUCUACGGAUGCGUGUUGACCACUACCAGAGACCGCAAGACUUCAUCACGGAUAAGCUACCGGUCAUCUUUGACCCAGACAAUGGGAUGGACUUUGACCUCCACAGCGUCAACUCGCACAUCAACGAUUGUGAGUCGAUGCGUUGGAUCAUCAGCCAAAUUGCAAACCUCUGGCGCGUCUCCAUUGUAGACCGCAACGAGCCUGAGUCUUCCAUGACCUCGGUGGCCAAUGGCGUGACGCGUAACUGGCGACCGUGGGAUCAUAUCUUCGCUCUGUGUAGAGUCGGCAAGAGCCCACCUCAGUACAACCCUCACGGGAAGUACAUCGUCAGGCUCUACUGGAUGGGUUGCUGGCGUAAAGUGACCAUCGAUGACACCAUACCGUUUGAUGAUAAUGGUAACAUGUUGCUACCGGCUACCACUCUCCAGCAUGAACUGUGGCCGAUGCUACUCAGCAAAGCACUCAUUAAAGUCAUCUCACUCGAUUAUUCCGGUGGAAAUAGCAAUUGUGAAUUUGGUGAUGUGAGCGUUAUCCAUGCACUGAGUGGCUGGCUACCAGAGACCAUACCUCUUCAGUACGGUCACCUGGAGAAGGUGUGGCAUCUUUUGAAGCAACUUCUUCCUGAGUUCAAGUUACCCGACCUAGAGGAGCAGCUCAAGACAUCGGAGGGCGAUGCGGGAGGAAAGAAAGAAAGCAAGCCAGACGACACAGCGUCCACCAAGGAAUCACGCAAAGAAGAUAAACCAGUUAAGGAAGGAAAAGAAGGCAAAAGCGAGAAAUCUGAGAAAGGUGGCAAAGACAGCAGCCACAAAGACCAUAAAGAGGACAAGAAAGACAAGAAAGAUAAAGACAAAAACAAAGAUAUAAACAAAGACCAGCCGACUUUUGUCAUACCAGAGACGCCCCAAGUGGCAGUGUUUGUCAGCUACCUGCAUCCACCGAAGGUCCCCGUCCGAAUAUCAGUCCUGGGUGAGAUGGCUGAUGCAUCAGAGCGUCUGAGACAAGCAGGUCUAUCCCACGUUUAUCCACAUCCGCUGCUCAUCACACAGACACGCUCGUGCCCCCUUGUGGCUCCUCCUCCACCGCCGAAAAUCCCCGCCUGGAAAAUGGUACGACCCAAAAAGAAGAAGCCUGCACCGACAGACGAGGCUGCUGAGCAAGAAGUCAAGAAACCAGAGCAGUUUGUGCAGUUGACCUCUCCGUAUGUCAACUACAAAGUCAGCCCUAUUCCAAUCCCAACAGAAAUUAAGCGGCCGAGAUCUUCGUUGUCCCGCGGGGCGUCCCGGGCUGGUACCUCGACUUCUAUGCUUGAGAUACAUGAGGUAGACGAAAACGCUCCGGAGAGAUCGGAAGAAGAAGAGGCCAAGGCUGAGGAGGAGAGAAAGGCACUAGAGUUGAAGAAACUACAGGAGAUGAACAUGAAGUCAGAGACUAGGGAAAGUCUACUCUCUGAGAAAGCGACAGAUGUCAUUUCACCGGUCCCCACUUCAUGUGCAUCACCGAUUAGUCGGAGGAAGUCGUCCGCCGUUGUGAAACGAGACAAUCGGAGCCCGAAGGUUGAAAACGAGAAAGAUAUUAAGGAUAAAGAUAAGGAGAAAAGUGCGAGUCCAACUCGUAAGAAGUCAGCUAAGAAAAUCAGCAAAGUGGCCGAGAAGACUCCAACUAAAGGAGAGUCGAAGGUCGUCUUGAAGGAACCCAAGGCUGAGAAAGACACCACAGAUAAAUCUGAAACUGGCACCUUGAGGCCAUCAGACGAUGCCACUGAUGCGAUGUCCGUGAUGACCGGAGCCGGGGAGGGACUCGGGUCCACCCUGGAGGGUGAGGCUCCCCCGGAGGCAGCCAAGGAGGAGGUGAAGCUUGAGAAGAUGGUACCUAAAGAUAUCUGGAUGGACUUUGAAGACUUCUGUAAAUGUUUCAAGACACUGUACAUCUUCCACAAGCCAUCAACCUACCUCUGCAACCACAGAGUGUCCGAUCUUAAGAAACUGGAAAAAUACCUCAAAAACAUACAGCUUGAAGCUGCACCUCUGUCUAACAUGGUAGGCACGUUUACCAGCCGGCGGAGUGAUACUCUCCAAGUGCCAAAAUUUGGACGAGUUUCUCGGCAUGAAUAUUGUUCCGACUCCGGUGUCCAGCCGACCGGCAGUAAGAAGUCCGCAGCUCCUGGUGGUCCGAACCCCAGCGCCUCCAUGACUUCCCAGACCCCAGCCAGGAUCCCUUUUAGUCCCUCACCCCAGCAUCACGACAGGGAUAAGACCCCUCUUGAUGAUAGAGCUCCUCAUUACUUCUUCGUUGAUAAUCUAGUAUCCAGUGAGAUCAUAGUGAGCUUCUCUUCUUUGUCUCGUUGGUUUGACCCGCCUCUUGAGCCUCCCAAGACGUCUCACAGCACCUCUAGAGAGAAGGAGAAGCACAAGGAUGCAGAGUCCGUGGCUGGAUCCAGCAGCGUCGCCGACGGACUUGCUCUAAAAGAAACACCCACGAUCACACCAAAUGUUUCGGGUCUCCUCGUUGCGGAGCCCUACUCCUGGAAGAGCCUCGUCGUCGGGCAACCCAUCUUGCGUAUCCGUACGACGUCCACCAAGGCUGCUGCCCUCACACUGCCGCCCGGGCGACAUGUUUUGCGUUUUACCAUGAACGCUCCACUGGGCUACCAUGUCCAUCUGUGUUCGACCGUACCAUUUGUUUACGGGGAUGAGGAAACGGUCAUGACCCAUCUGGUUAAGGAGAGUUGUCGGUUCGUGGAUCAUGCAACCCAGGUGUUAAGAGGUAUCGGUAACGUCAUCCAACAGAUCGACCAUAAAGAAGGAAUGGAACAAGCCAUGCUUGCUCUGAAUAACGUCCACUGCCCCGUCAGGAAAGACAGACUCUCUGUGCUUCAUAACUUUGAGGUUUUUGGCGAAGCUAUGUACUUGACUCUCCGUAAAGCGUUUGGUGAGAACUUCUCGGCUGAUAUCGCUUACGCAUGGAAGGUCUUCACGCUGGAUAUCAACUCAAAAUCCGUCUCUGGGAUUAGCUACGGCGGGAGUAGACCAGAGGAAGUUGCUGCACAUGAAUCCACAGCCACCGGUGCAUCAAGAAAGUCUGCCAAAAUAAAGAAACGGGAUGUCCCAGAUGCAUGGCAAAACAGGGACCCAGCUGAUGAGGAGAUUGAGGCAGUGACUACGAUCGCUAAACACUGGAAACGGUUCUUUGUGUCCAAGAUACGAUCUUCAAGAACACCAGGAACGGAGGAGAACUUGCUGGCUAAGGAGCAGUUGAUGAAAGUCUGGACUACCUUGGAAGCCAACUUGGAACAAAACGCUUUGCAUCUCUUCAGGACCAUGUUCAAGAUCGACCCAGAGAUGAUGCCAGACUUCCCGUUCUACCAGGAUGAGUGGAAUCGGAUCUCUUAUGUCGACUUCCAAGGAACGUAUCAAGAGCAGCCGGUCCAAACCUGGUUUGUCGUAUUCAGGGAGGUAUUCUAUGUGCAAGAACCCAUGCUUGUCGUCCCUAAACUCUACGUAUCGAUCCCAACCUGUAUGCUGAGAGUAAUUGAUAAUGAUACUGGUGAGGAGAUUCCAAGGGUGUUCCAGAGAGUUGCUCCGUUUGAGUACAAACGCAACAAGAGAGGUUAUACCUUCGUCGCCGAAGCGCGUACCACAGACCUCCCUCUCCCGGGCGGGAAGUGGAGAAUGCGUCUGAUUGGUUCAUCAAGCCCCUUGCCCCAGCCGGGCAGGGAUAAUCUCAACAGUAGCUUCGGAGUCCGGGAGAUUAGGGAUUACUAUAUCCCCAACAAGGAGAACGUCAUUAUGAGGUACGCUGUUAAACCACAGGAGGACCAUGUAGCCAGCGUCCAGUUCGGCACGUCCAAAUCGGACGUGUACAUCAGCCUUCAAGUAUUAGACCACGAGGAAGAGCUGGCCAGUACCGCAGGGAAAGGGCACGCGGUCAUCCCCGCAUUCACUUUCUUAAGGGAUAAGGAACCUGGGGAGGAGGAGAGAAGAUCUGGAAGCAGAGUUUCUGUUCGUGGUGGUAAACCUCACGGUAGUUCUUCAAGUUUAAACUCAGCUAAGAGACGACAGCAGUCUGCAGGCAGCCAUGACGGCAGAGCUUCGAGAACAAGUCGAGGCUCAGCAGACAAAUUUGAGGAGGUGAAUGAAGAGGACUUCAGGCCUCAUAAGUACAUCAUUCAAGCCAAGGUACUGCGCAAGAGUUGGCCCUUAUCUGAGAGUAGCUGGGCCUUCGUUCAGGUCCUUAAAGACUUGGAGAAGAACGACCUCAAAGUCCUUACGCCAGAUGGGAAACUCGCAAAUAAGGAGCGCCCCGCGUCACCGGGCAAAGAAGGGGGCAAAACCACCACCAAGGGGGAGAAGAAGAAGGGAAAAGACAAAGGGAAGGAUAAGGAUAAAGAUAAAGAUAAGGACAAAGGGAACUUGUCCAGGCCCCCCUCCCAGCAGUUUGACAUCACCAAGCCUAACUGGACGCUUCGUGUGGUGUUGGACCAGACCCCAACGGAGGAGGUUGAGAUCAAGCGUGAUACGGAGCGGCAAGAUGAGAUCAGAGCUAUGAAGCAGGCUUGGGAGGCGGCCGAGCCAGGCAGGGCGGCCAAGGCCCAGGCAGCCAGAGAGAAGUUCCUUAAGGAGCAUCUUAUCAAGAUGGAGACAGAGGAGGAAGGGGAAGAGAAGGCUGAGCUAGAGGGAGAAGCUGGUCUUCCCCAGACCCCAGCCUCUGAGCUCGAGCAUCCCCCAAUGGAGGCUGUUCUAACAAACGAACCUCCACCCCCACCCCCGCCUAAAGAAAUCCUCAGAACCGUUGACCUUACGCCGUACAUCAGACCUGCCGAUUUCACCGGAGAGCCCCGUCUUAAGGAUGAGGUUGAGAUUGAGAGACAGAUGCGGGUGAAGCAAGACGAGGUCCGACGCUACAAGGCGUUCCGAGAAUCCGUCUUGGAUGCCAGGGAAGAGGAUAAGAAGGACAGAAACCAGACCAAGGAGAGGCAGCUUCAACAAUGCAUUGACCUUCAGACCUCCCUGGACGAGAGACGUGCCACAAUCAACGAGCCGCGAGAAGCCUUCCGUCAGAAGUUCCUCGAGGCAGAAAAGAAGCGUCUUGAAGAGAUUGCCGCUGCUGAGGCCGCCAUGAAAGCAGAGCAGGAGAGGAAGAGAUCGCCGUCACCCAAGGGUCGGAAGAGUCCCAAGGGAAAGAAAAGUCCCAAUAAGAAGGGGAAAAGUGCGAAAGGAAAGAAGAAAUAAAAUAGCGUUAUCAUUUCUUUGUGUCAGUGCAAAACACAAAUGUUGUAUUUCCUAUAAAACAAAAUUUUUUUUUAAAAUAGUAAAUGGCCUGACGUUGUGACCCUAGUCUUUCUCGAGAAAGACUCUGCUAGGGUCGAAACAUCAGACCAUUAUCUACUUUUAGCAUUUAUACCAAAGGUCCUUAAGGUUGGUAAGUUGUUACAGCUAAUUUUAUUUUCUCCUAAAAAUAGCAAUGACGUUACACAUGAACUGUCGCUAUUAAAGCAAGAUUGAUAAACACAAACCUUUCUGCUUAAUAAAAAAUCUCUCUCUCUAAAGAUGAAAUACAGUGUCAUUAUAAAUUCCGUCCAAUUUUUUUUUCCUUAUAAAUUUUUUUGUAUUUUUGUAAAGAUAUCUACGUGUAUACCUGAAAACUUUUCAAUUUAUUGUGUAUAGUUUGAGGAACCUUUAGUGUGUGAAUUUAGCCUUAUCCGUCCAUUUGUAUAAAAACUAAAGAUGAUACCCUUUUCACUGGCACUCACAUGUGGAGUAUUUGUAUAUAUAUUUUCAUGGUUACUCCUGAGCAAAAGUACCAGCGAAGUAAAUAUUAAAGGCAGUCGAUACUAUUGGUAAUUACUCAAAAUAAUUAUCAUCAUAAAACUUUUCUUGAUUCAGGU
Messenger RNA from Asterias rubens (European starfish), 6864 nucleotides. Its product is annotated as androglobin-like. Gene Ontology annotation, molecular function: calcium-dependent cysteine-type endopeptidase activity; oxygen binding; heme binding. Lineage: Eukaryota; Metazoa; Echinodermata; Asteroidea; Forcipulatida; Asteriidae. The transcript is spliced from 45 exons. Bases 188 to 6208 code for a protein of 2006 amino acids. Gene Ontology annotation, biological process: proteolysis. The record is from RefSeq and is a predicted model, not a curated record.